Molecule: messenger RNA, 2415 nt
Organism: Mus pahari (shrew mouse)
Lineage: Eukaryota; Metazoa; Chordata; Mammalia; Rodentia; Muridae
Gene: Cpne7
Product: copine 7
Exons: 15
Coding region: 124-1797 (557 amino acids)
Biological process (GO): cellular response to calcium ion
Cellular component (GO): plasma membrane
Molecular function (GO): calcium-dependent phospholipid binding
Source: RefSeq, a predicted model, not a curated record
GCUCCGUGGCGGCCGCCCGAGACACGUGUGCCCGCGCCCGGCGGGCGUGCGGGGAAGCGCGGCCACGCCUGGUCCGGCCACCAUUUCUCCGGCACCCACCGGUUCGAGUGCGGAGCCUGAAGCAUGAGCGGCGACUCGGAGCGCGCGGUGGCCCCAGGGGUGGUGCCUGCACCCUGCGCCUCGAAGGUGGAGCUGCGGCUGAGCUGCCGGCACCUGCUGGACCGGGACCCGUUGACCAAGUCCGACCCCAGCGUGGUGCUGCUGCAGCAGACGCAGGGCCAGUGGCUACAGGUGGACAGAACAGAGGUGGUGAAGAGCAGCCUGCAUCCUGCGUUCUCCAAGGUCUUCACUGUCGACUACUACUUCGAGGAGGUGCAGAAGCUACGGUUCGAGGUGUAUGACACCCACGGGCCUAGUGGGCUGACAUGCCAGGAUGAUGACUUCCUAGGGGGCAUGGAGUGUACCCUGGGUCAGAUUGUGGCCCAGAAGAAAAUGACACGGCCAUUGCUGUUGCGAUUCGGCAGGAAUGCUGGCAAGUCCACCAUCACGGUGAUAGCAGAGGACAUCUCUGGGAACAACGGCUAUGUGGAGCUCUCCUUCCAGGCCCGGAAACUGGAUGACAAGGACCUCUUCAGCAAGUCGGACCCCUUCCUAGAGCUGUAUCGGGUCAAUGAUGACGGGAGUGAGCAGCUGGUGUACAGGACAGAGGUAGUGAAGAAUAACCUUAACCCAGUGUGGGAGCCCUUCAAGGUGUCCCUGAAUUCACUCUGCAGCUGCGAGGAGACGCGGCCUCUGAAGUGCCUGGUCUGGGACUAUGACUCCCGAGGAAAGCAUGACUUCAUUGGCGACUUCACCACCACGUUCGCAGAGAUGCAGAAGGCCUUUGAGGAGGAGCAGCAGGCCCAGUGGGACUGUGUGAAUGCCAAGUACAAGCAGAAGAAGCGCAAUUACAAGAAUUCCGGGGUGGUGAUCCUGGCAGACCUGAAGCUCCACAGGGUCCACUCCUUCCUGGAUUACAUCAUGGGUGGCUGCCAGAUCCACUGCACGGUAGCCAUCGACUUCACAGCCUCCAACGGUGACCCGAGGAACAGCUGCUCCCUCCACCACAUCAACCCUUACCAGCCGAAUGAGUACCUGAGGGCACUGGUGGCAGUGGGCGAGGUCUGCCAGGAUUAUGACAGUGACAAGCGAUUUUCUGCUCUGGGAUUUGGAGCCCGGAUCCCUCCCAAGUAUGAGGUGUCCCAUGACUUUGCCAUCAAUUUCAACCCUGAGGACGACGAGUGUGAAGGAAUCCAGGGCGUGGUGGAGGCCUACCAGAACUGCCUGCCGAAGGUCCAGCUCUACGGCCCCACCAACGUGGCACCCAUCAUCUCUAAGGUGGCCCGCAUGGCAGCAGCCGAGGAGAGCACGGGAGAGGCUUCUCAAUAUUACAUACUGCUGAUCCUCACGGACGGUGUGGUGACAGAUAUGUCGGACACUCGAGAGGCCAUCGUGCGUGCCUCCCACCUGCCCAUGUCUGUCAUCAUUGUUGGGGUGGGCAACGCUGACUUCACGGAUAUGCAAAUCUUAGAUGGGGAUGAUGGAGUCCUGCGUUCCCCACGGGGCGAGCCUGCACUCCGAGACAUCGUCCAGUUUGUGCCCUUCCGUGAACUGAAGAAUGCGUCCCCUGCGGCACUCGCCAAGUGUGUGUUGGCCGAGGUGCCAAAGCAGGUGGUUGAGUACUACAGCCACAAGGAGCUGCCUCCUCGAAGCCUUGGCGCCCAGACUGGAGAGGCCGGUGCCAGCUCAGCGCCAUGAGAAUGUCAGGGGAGGGAACAGUCCUUCCGUCCAUCUAUGGCAUCUCCCGUGCCCCCAGAGACCCUCAGAAACUGAUCACCCAGUCCAGACCCCAGCCCUGCUCCUGCGUUCUGCUGGCCUGUGUCAGUGGCCUGGUCCCCAACAUGAAGAGAUCCAGGCCUUGUGGCAUGACAGAAAUCAGCAGCUCCCCCAGGUCUGGGCCUCUCUGUACCUAGCAGGCAUGGAGCAGGGUGUUCUGAAAGAACUGGAGCUACAACGAUGCUCUCUCUCCCUCUUGCUUGAGGUCAUUCUCCUGUCAAUCAUAGCACCACUUCAGAAGAGCCCUCAAGCCCAACUUGGCCCAAAGAGAUGGGUGGGAUCACACUUGUCAUAAUCCUGGCAGUUCAGCUAUGGAAAGGGUGGUGAAUGGGUGGUCAACCUGGAGAAUCUUGCCAUUUGAUCAUGUGGAGAGAGGAAGUACCCCAACCCUUAAGGACACCCAUAUCUAGGCACUUUGUCCCCAUAGGUUUCUCUGUCCUGUCUGGUGCCACUCCAAGCUGUGCCCAUACCUGAGACCCAGGGGCCUGUGGGGUCUGGGAGGUAGCUUAGGGUAUAAUAAAGUAUUCCCUCAUUCUCACA